Drosophila biarmipes is the source of this 1266-nucleotide messenger RNA. Its product is annotated as probable isoaspartyl peptidase/L-asparaginase CG7860. The coding region runs from base 135 to 1136 and encodes 333 amino acids. The transcript has a single exon. Lineage: Eukaryota; Metazoa; Arthropoda; Insecta; Diptera; Drosophilidae. The record is from RefSeq and is a predicted model, not a curated record. Gene Ontology annotation, molecular function: asparaginase activity.
UAUUAUCGCCGGCAACAAAGAGGCAAUAAAGACAAAGGGGAGUAUAAAGCAAAUUCCCAGCAGUCGGAGCUCCAGACCUCAGCUUUGCGAGCCGUCAGCCAGUUGGGAUUGUCCAUACCAAGUACAUCUGCGCAAUGCCACGCCCAGUUCUGCUCAUCCACGGCGGAGCCGGUGAUAUUCCGGACUCCAGGAUCGCGGGGAAGUUCGUGGGCAUAAAGCAGGCCCUUCGAGCCGCCUGGGGACUGCUGAAUCCGGCUGAUGGCAGUGCGGGCAGUGCCCUGGACGCCGUGGAGGCGGCGGUGAAGAGCAUGGAGCUGGACGAGAGCUUCAACGCCGGCUACGGCGCCUGCCUGAACACCAGUGGCCAGGUGGAGCUGGAGGCCAGCCUGAUGGAGGGCCGCGACCUGCGAGCCGGCUGCAUAACCCUGCUGCGUGAUGUGAUGCACCCGAUAACGGUGGCCCGGCGGCUGAUGGAGAAGCAGCGGCACACCUUCCUGGGAGGCGAAGCAGCCCAGGAGCUGGCCCUGGCCACCGGCAGCAAGAAGCUGCCGCCAGGAGCCCUGGUCACCGAGGGAGCCCGCUUCACGCUCAAGGAGUUCCAGCAGCAGGUGGCCGACGGCAAGGAUCCCUUCUAUGCGCGCACAGAAAUGGCCGAUGACAAGGCGGCGCCGAAGCCAACGACGGAUCCCAGCGGUGAGACCGUGGGCGCCGUGGCCAUGGAUGCCACGGGCCAGAUUGUGGUGGGCACCUCCACGGGCGGCAUCACUGGCAAGUGGCCGGGUCGCAUCGGCGACACUCCCAUCCUGGGCAGCGGCACCUACGCGGACAACUGCCGCGGCGGCGUCUCCACCACCGGGCACGGCGAGACCCUCAUGCGGUACAAUCUGGCCCAGCGCAUUCUGGCCGCCAUCGAGUACAAGGGGCUGUCCGCCCAGGAGGCCGCCGACCAGGAGUGCCGCGAGAUGACCAGGCGGCUGGGCGGCACGGGUGGCGCCAUUGUCGUCGGCCACUCCGGCGACCUGGGCAUCAGCUUCACCUCGCAGCGCAUGGCCUGGGGCUACGUCCAGGACGGCACCAUCUUCUACGGCAUCGAGGGUCAGGUGGUGCACCAGGAGCCCUUCACAGUGCCCACUUAGGCGGGGCAUCUUAGUACUAAUUUCACAAAACUAAUAAUAUAAUUAACAAUUACAAGAUAGGCUGGUUUUUAUAUUUCAGGAAAAUUAAUGAAUGCAUUUAAUAAAAUCGCUUUUGGAUUUAUUUACACUA